Caenorhabditis briggsae is the source of this 1248-nucleotide messenger RNA. Gene Ontology annotation, cellular component: lysosome. The record is from RefSeq and is a predicted model, not a curated record. Bases 1 to 1248 code for a protein of 415 amino acids. Gene Ontology annotation, molecular function: cysteine-type endopeptidase activity. Lineage: Eukaryota; Metazoa; Nematoda; Chromadorea; Rhabditida; Rhabditidae. The transcript has 6 exons.
AUGAUUCGCAUUCUGAAUUUCGUUGCCCUGGCAUCCCUGUCUUAUGGAUUUGUGGUUCAGGAAGUCCCAAAACGUUCUGUUCUCUCUGGCCAGGCUCUCGUGGAUCAUGUAAAUGCUGUUCAGGAUUCGUGGAAAGCAGAAUAUUCUUCAAUUUCAAUGAAGGCAAAAACCAUGGAUGUUCGAUUCGCAGAAGUUCCGGAAUCCGAAAAAUCCGAGAAAUCAGAUGAUUUGGAAUUUGAAACUUUGAUUCAACUACCAACAGCUUUCGAUUCCCGUGUUCAAUGGCCCAAUUGCAACUCCAUCAAACUGAUUCGAGACCAAACAUAUUGUGGAUCGUGCUGGGCGUUCGCAGCAGCUGAAAUCAUCUCUGAUCGUAUAUGCAUUCAAUCAAAUGGAACUCAACAGCCAAUCAUUUCUCCAGAAGACAUUCUGUCCUGUUGUGGAUCCUCUUGUAAUAACGGAUGUCAAGGUGGUUAUACAAUUGAGGCAAUGAAGUACUGGAUGAAUUCUGGAGUGGUGACUGGUGGAGAUUAUCAGGGGGCUGGAUGUAUCCCAUACUCAUUUCGUCCGUGUUCAACGUGUAAGGAGCCUAAGGAUGCUCCGAGUUCCAAAUCCGCCUACCGUCUGCCUACUACUACGUCUUCCAACGCUAUAGUUGCAAAUGCAGUUCAAAUGAUUCAAACCGAAAUCUAUAACAAUGGUCCUGUAGAAGUUGCUUAUCAAGUUUACGAUGACUUUUAUCACUACAAAUCAGGAGUCUAUUAUCAUGUUUAUGGAGAUAAACCGUCUGGACAUGCAGUGAAAAUUAUCGGAUGGGGUACAGAAAAAAAAGUUGAUUAUUGGCUGGUUGCCAAUUCUUGGAGUACAACUUUUGGAGAAAAUGGAUUUUUCAAAAUUCGAAGAGGAACUAAUGAAUGUGGAAUUGAGGAGAAUGUGGUUGCUGAACGAAAUGCUCGCCUCCGUCGAGAUGAUAGUGACAGUGAUCAAUCUGAUAGUGAAAGUGAUGUUGAGGAUUUUACUAGUCAUACUGCAGAUUCUGUAUGGGACCAACUCAUUCCUGUGACUGAUGAUGACAAAAUGAGCGACUCUUCAUAUGAAUACGAGUCAGAUUUAGAUACUAGAGCCUCAGAUAUCGAUUCAGUUUGGGACCAUCUAGUUCUAAUGGAUGAUGAGGGAGAAAAUCUCGAUGAUUUAGAGGAGAGUGAAGAUGAUGAAAGCUACGAGUUGAGAAGAGAUCUACGACAAUAA